Anguilla rostrata (American eel) is the source of this 12323-nucleotide messenger RNA. RefSeq names its product insulin-like growth factor 1a receptor (gene igf1ra). Gene Ontology annotation, cellular component: axon; insulin receptor complex; plasma membrane. The record is from RefSeq and is a predicted model, not a curated record. NCBI's taxonomy places the organism in Eukaryota, Metazoa, Chordata, Actinopteri, Anguilliformes, Anguillidae. The transcript has 21 exons. Gene Ontology annotation, molecular function: phosphatidylinositol 3-kinase binding; insulin receptor substrate binding; insulin receptor activity. Gene Ontology annotation, biological process: positive regulation of phosphatidylinositol 3-kinase/protein kinase B signal transduction; insulin-like growth factor receptor signaling pathway; multicellular organism development. Bases 1070 to 5341 code for a protein of 1423 amino acids.
GUAUGUGUGUCUGUGAGAGGAGCCGAGUGUUGUUUACAGCGUUGAUUCCACGGAGGAGAGAGCGACAGCAUUGAAGGCUGGAUUGUAGUGUGGCCACGGAGUAACGCUUCGGAGACCGAAAAAGGCAAAAACAGAUCUGUAUUCACCUUGCUGGCUUUAACGAAUGUGUUUGAUGUUCGUGUAAAAUCCAUCGGAUAUCUGUAAGCUCAAAAUCGUCAUUCCUGCGUGGCAAAACGGACACCGUUUUCAACUGCAACGCAGACCGACUGUGAGCGAGAGAGAAGACAGACAGAGAGAGGGAGGGAGAGGGAAAACAGGGGGUGCAGCUGGUGAAACCAUUUUUGUCCCGGCGGAUAUUUUGGAUCGAGGACCGUUGAAGAGGUUCAUUGGACGAAGAAGUAGCAUUUUCAUUCAUUUAUUAAAACCAGCCUUACUAUAGAAACCCCGGACCUGGCUUCUAAUUGUCUUCCACGUCCAAAAAAUCAAAACUGGUUUUAAGGAAAAUUGCGGAUGCAUGCAUUUGGGUCUGUUUUUCGGUCUGCUGCUGAAGAACGGUGGCUAGUUCGCUAGCUAUCAAGCUAGCUGAGUGUGCUUCUUCUCUGGUUUCUUAAGAAAUGGAGGCUGAAGAUGCGGAUUGCUAUCAGCCGAGUGAAAUCUGUGACUCGUGUGUUUUGAUAGCCACCCAAACAUCAUUUUAUCGCUGGCAAAAAUAACAAAACGUUUUAAAGUUUUUAUUUUUUAAAACAUACUCAGAUUUUCCUCCUCAAAGAGGGGAAAACAUACUGGGCAGAGCUCACCCAGUGCUCAAGGCUAAACGCAAGUCCGCAUUACAGAAAAUUUGGCUAGCAGGCACAUCUUGACCAGUCGAAGGAGUCGCCAGCUAGCUGUCCGGCUAUAGUAGCUAGCUAGCAGUCUAUCCAGCUAGCUAACGUUAGCCAUUUAGGUAUUUAUGCAUUUUUGGGUUUGUUAAAUCCACAGGGAAGUUUUUUUCCCCUGUUUAAUACGUUACGGCUUCAUUUUGGGGAGAAGACUACUGCAUUUAUUUGGAGAGGGAAUUCAUUUAACAGGAAUGAGGUCUGGAGGAGCAAAGGAUAAUUUGACCUUGUUUUGGGGUCUGCUGCUGUCAGUCUGUACGAUCUACUUGUGGCCCGCUAAUGGAGAAAUCUGCGGUCCGAGCAUCGACAUCCGGAAUGACAUCAGCGAGUUCAAGCGGCUGGAGAACUGCACGGUGGUGGAGGGCUACCUGCAGAUCCUGCUCAUCGGCGACAAGACCAGCAACCUCAACCAGGAGGUGUUCCGCACGCUCAGCUUCCCCAAGCUGACCAUGGUGACGGACUACCUGCUCCUGUUCCGCGUCUCGGGCCUGGACAGCCUCAGCACACUCUUCCCCAGCCUGUCCGUCAUCCGCGGGCGCACCCUCUUCUACAACUACGCCCUGGUGAUCUUCGAGAUGACCAGCCUGAAGGACAUCGGCCUCCACAGCCUGCGCAACAUCACGCGCGGCGCCAUCCGCAUCGAGAAGAACCCGGAGCUCUGCUACCUGGACUCGGUGGACUGGUCGCGCAUCAUGGACUCGGAGUCCAACAACUUCAUCGCCGGGAACAAGCAGUCCAAGGAGUGCGGGGACCUGUGCCCGGGCGUGAUGGAGGACAACCGCUCGUGCAUGAAGACCAGCUUCAACGACAACUACAGCUUCCGCUGCUGGAACUCCAACCACUGCCAGGAAGUGUGCCCGGAGCAUUGUGGGAAGCGUGCGUGCACGGAGGCGGGCGAGUGCUGCCACGCGCAGUGCCUGGGCGGCUGCGCGGAGCCCGGCAGCGACGCGGCGUGCGCCGCCUGCGUGCACUACUUCCACGAGGGCCGCUGCGUGACGGACUGCCCGCCGGGCACCUUCCGCUUCGAGGGCUGGCGCUGCAUCAGCGAGGACCUGUGCUCCCGCGUGCACCUGCCCAACGACUUCGACCGCUUCGUCAUCCACGGGGGCGAGUGCGUGCCCGACUGCCCCUCGGGCUUCACCCGGCAGGACAGCCACAGCAUGUUCUGCAGCGCCUGCGACGGACUCUGUGACAAGAUCUGCUACGGAAAGACCAUCGACUCGGUGGACGCCGCCCAGUCCCUGAAGGGCUGCACCGUCAUCAAGGGCAACCUCCAAAUCAACAUCCGCCGGGGCAACAACAUCGCCUCGGAGCUGGAGAGCUUCAUGGGCCUGAUCCAGACGGUGACGGGGUACGUCCGGAUCCGAUACUCCCACACCCUGGGCUCCCUGUCCUUCCUCAAGAGCCUGCGCCACAUCCACGGGGAGGAGCUGCUGGAGGGGUUGUACUCGUUCACGGCGUUGGACAACCAGAACCUGCAGUUCCUGUGGGACUGGACCCAGCACAACCUGACCAUCGACGCGGGGAAGCUCUUCUUCCGCUUCAACCCCAAGCUCUGCAUCUCCGAGAUCCGCACUAUGUGGGAGAAGACGGGAAUCACCGAGAAGUUCCCGGAGCAAGAAUUCCGCCACAACGGGGACCGAGCCAGCUGUGAGAGCCACACCCUGAAGUUCAAGUCCAACAGCACCAUGAGCAACAGGAUCAAGCUCACCUGGGAGCGCUAUCGGCCCCCAGACUACAGGGACCUCAUCAGCUUCAUCGUGUACUAUAAGGAAGCACCCUUCCAGAACAUCACGGAGUUCGACGGGCAGGACGGCUGCGGCUCCAACAGCUGGAACAUGGUGGACGUGGACCUGCCGCAGGACAAGAGCAUGGACCCCGGGGUCCUGCUGUCCCCGCUCAAGCCCUGGACCCAGUACGCCGUGUUUGUCAAGGCCAUCACCCUGGUGGUGGAGGACAAGCACAUCCUGGGAGCCAAGAGCGAAGUGGUCUACAUCCGCACCAAACCCUCAGAGCCCACCAUGCCCCAGGACGUCCGCGCGUACUCAAACUCCUCCUCCAAGCUGCUGGUCAAGUGGUCACGCCCCGUCUCCCCCAAUGGGAACCUCACCUACUACCUGGUGCGUUGGCAGCAGCAGCCCGAAGACCGGGACCUGUACCAGCACAACUACUGCUCUAAAGAGCUGAAGAUUCCCAUCCGGAUUUCGGCCACGGAGGUGGUGGACAUGGAGGAGGACACCAAGCCCACCAAGUCGGACCCCGGCGGGACGGACAAAGGCCCCUGCUGCCCCUGCCCCAAGUCCGCCGACGACCUGAAGGCCGAGGCGGAGGACGCCUCGUACCGGAAGGUGUUCGAGAACUUCCUGCACAACGCGAUCUUCACCCCAAGGCCCCCGGACCGCCGCCGCCGGGACGUCUUCGGGGCGGCCAACGGCACCCUGCUGCACGGCGCGGGGGUGAACGGCACCGAGCCGGACGGGAACGGGACGGACGGCGAGCCGGUGGAGCGGGAGUACCCGUUCUACGAGACCAUGGUGAGCGGGCGGGAGUGGACGGAGAUCUCGCACCUGCAGGCCUUCUCCGUGUACCGCAUCGACAUCCACGCCUGCAACCAGGAGGUCAAGCACUGCAGCGCCGCCGCCUUCCGCUUCUCCAGGACCAAACACGCAGACAAAGCGGACGACAUUCCGGGCGUGGUGACCUGGGAGCGGGUGGACGGGGCGGAGGGCUCGGUGUUCCUGAAGUGGCCCCAGCCCGUCAAUCCCAACGGCCUGAUCCUGAUGUACGAGAUCAAGUUCCACCUCAGCAACGAGCCGGAGAAGCACGAAUGCGUAUCCCGGCAACAGUACCGGGAACACGGAGGGGCCAAGCUGAGCAUCCUGGGGCACGGGAACUACUCCGUCCGGAUCCGGGCCACCUCGCUCGCCGGAAACGGGUCCUGGACCGAGUCGGCGUCCUUCUACGUCCCCCCGCCCAAACCAGCCAAUGACAGCUUCCUGUACCUGAUGAUCAGCAUUCCCGUCGUGGUGCUGCUCAUCAUCGCCAGCCUGGUGGCCGCGCUCAUAGUGGUCAACAAGAAGAGGAACAAUGACCGGCUGGGGAACGGGGUUCUGUACGCCUCAGUGAACCCGGAGUACUUCAGCGCUGCGGAGAUGUACGUGCCGGACGAGUGGGAGGUUCCGCGGGAGAAGAUCACGCUGUCUCGGGAGCUGGGCCAGGGCUCGUUCGGCAUGGUGUACGAGGGCAUCGCCAAGGGCGUGGUCAAGGACGAGCCGGAGACGCGCGUGGCCAUCAAGACGGUCAACGAGUCGGCCAGCAUGCGCGAGCGCAUCGAGUUCCUCAACGAGGCGUCCGUCAUGAAGGAGUUCAACUGCCACCACGUGGUGCGUCUGCUGGGCGUGGUUUCGCAGGGUCAGCCCACUCUGGUCAUAAUGGAGCUUAUGACCCGUGGAGACCUCAAGAGUCACCUGCGGUCUCUGCGGUCCCAGGAGAACUCGUCCAGUCUGCCGCUGCCCCCGCUGAAGAAGAUGAUCCAGAUGGCGGGAGAGAUCGCGGACGGCAUGGCCUACCUCAACGCCAACAAGUUCGUCCACCGCGACCUGGCGGCCAGGAACUGCAUGGUGUCCGAGGACUUCACCGUCAAGAUCGGAGAUUUCGGCAUGACGAGGGACAUCUACGAGACGGACUACUACCGCAAAGGGGGCAAGGGCCUGCUGCCCGUGCGCUGGAUGGCUCCGGAGUCGCUGAAGGACGGCGUGUUCACCACCAACUCGGACGUGUGGUCGUUCGGGGUGGUGCUGUGGGAGAUCGCCACCCUGGCGGAGCAGCCGUACCAGGGCAUGUCCAACGAGCAGGUGCUGCGCUUCGUCAUGGAGGGAGGCCUGCUGGACAAGCCGGACAACUGCCCCGACAUGCUGUUCGAGCUGAUGCGCAUGUGCUGGCAGUACAACCCCAAGAUGCGGCCGGCGUUCCUGGAGAUCAUCAGCAGCCUGAAGGAGGAGCUGGAGCCGCCCUUCCGGGAGAUGAGCUUCUUCUACAGCGAGGAGAACAAGCCGCCCGACACCGAGGAGCUGGACAUGGAGACGGAGAACAUGGAGAGCGUGCCGCUGGACCCCUCCCCCGGGCCCCCGGGAGCCCAGGCCCCGCCCCCUCAGCAGCCCGCCCCCACGCAAGGCCCCGCCCCCACGCAUCAGCAGCAGCAUCAGCAGCAGCAGCCGCCCCCCGCUGCGGCGACGGGGACCCACCCCACCCCUCCACUCGCCUCGGGCCCCGCCUCCCCCUGCGCCUCCUCCCCGGCCUCGCCCGGCGCCGCCUCCUCGGACAAACGGGCCGGGCACGCGCCCGCCGCCAACGGGCCGGCGGUGGUACUGCGGCCCGCCUUCGAGGAGGCCCCGCCCUACGCGCACAUGAACGGCGGCCGCAAGAACGAGCGCGCCCUGCCGCUGCCCCAGUCCUCCGCCUGCUGAUCCAGGACAAGCCCCGCCCCCUCCCUCUGAGGGCAGCGUGUGAGUGGCUGCCCCAGUCCUCCGCCUGCUGAUCCAGGACAAGCCCCGCCCCCUCCCUCUGAGGGCAGCGUGUGAGUGGCUGCCCCAGUCCUCCGCCUGCUGAUCCAGGACAAGCCCCGCCCCCCUCCGUCUGUGUGAGUGAGCCCCUUCCCCCACUGUACCUCAGUGGGCUCUUUUUCACGUCUUUUCUAAUUAUUAUGUCAUUAGUACGAUGAGGAUCAAUAAAUAAACCUGAAGAAAAAACAAAAUCGCCCAAUAACAAAAAUGAGAACCCCUACCCAGCCCACCUAUUCGUUACUGAGCGCCUCCAGAGGUGGGAUUCGCCCGGCAACAGCCGCAGUCUCGAGGAUCCGCCCACUCCUAUUUGUAGAACCCCUUUUAUAUAUGAAUAUUUUGUUUCUUUGGUUAUUUUUGGUACUUUUUUAAAGAAACAGAGGCACCUAACAGGGUCCCCGCUGGAGACUGAUGGGAUGGACGCUGGGAUUUGGGGGACAAAUAAGAGAAAACGAAAGGCCUCCCAUUCCACCCAACAGAAGAGUGUGUGUGUGUGUGUGUGUGUGUGCGUGUGCGUGUGUGUGCGUGUGUGCGUGCGUGUGUGUGUGUGCGUGUGUGUGCGCGUGUGUGGAUACUCGUGGGCACUGUGUACUUCGCCUGCAGGUCCUCUGCCCCGUUCCUGUCUCUGUCGACACGUACCUCGUACCGCGUGGAGGAGCGCCGGUCGGCCAUCUUGGCCCCCUCCUGGAUUACUCCUCACGCAGCGACCUUCAUCAGCGCGUGCGAAUCGAGAGACAGCCCCUUCCAGCGCGCUGACCAAUAACAGGGGUGGAAAAUGAGAGGGGGAGGGGUUUUUUAGGUUUUUUUUUUUUUUUUGCCAAAUGCAUUUUUUUUCCUCUUGAUAAUUUAUAAUUUGUUACUUUACUCUCCUUUGAUGUUUUUCACCUCCCAGCCACGCCCCAACCACCCGGAACAUCGAAGGAAUGAAACUGCUCUAACACUCGCAUUUACACUGGUGUCAUUUUUUAAAAUUGUGGCGUUCUUUUUUUAACUUCACUGUCGCGUUCGACGUGUAGAAGAUAACGUGUCUCCUCUUAUUCCCUCCCUCCCUCCCUCCUCUGUGGGGUUAGGGUGGGCGGGCCACCUUCUCAUUUAUUUCAUCAUCCGGGGACGAAUGGCAACCAGAAACGAACAGGAAGCGCGGAUUCAAAAGAAAGAACCAUUGAAGACUUUGAAAACGAGAAAGGAAAACGGUCCAAAAAAAAAAUUCAAACGAAGAGAUGCAGCGGACACAGGCAGGGGUCGCAGUCAGAAGGGACGUAAACAAACGGCGAGGGCGAAGAGAGGCGUUUUAAGAAAGAUCGCCGGAUCUCACCAAACUCAACCUCACGAGCCUGGCGGAGAGCGAGCGGGGUUCUGCUCGCGGCGGGUUUUUUUUUAGACUCAUCUUCAGUCUCUCCGUACGGUCCGGAAGUUUCUACAAAAGGUCUUUCACGGGGGGUACGUCAAACCGCGGAUCAUUCACACACACGCGCAUCGUUUUGUGUCACUUUUAUACAACUUUUUUACGGUUCAUCUUCAUGUCUGUACAGAAAAGAAGCUGCUAUUUUAUUCUUUGUUUUUCUUUUGUGGAUGUAAUCUACAUCGUGUGUAUAUAUAUGUAUAUAUGAAUAUACAUAUAUAUAUAUAAAUCUAAAAAUAAAUCCUUCAGGUUUAAUCUUUUACUGUUUCCACUACGGUCCCUUCUCCUACGCUUUGUUCUCUGGCGCAAAAAAAGAAAGAAAAAGAAAAAAUAGUUUUAUCGUAUAUAUUAAAUUUGUUUUUUUCCUUUUCUCGAUGAGGAUAUCUGUUGCCACGUGAUCCGAUGCCUUCUAUUUUUUUAAUGAGUAUAUUUUCUUUUGCUUUCCGUUUUGUUAGAAGCGUACGUGUUUAUUAUUAUUGUUAUUAUUAUUAUUGUUGAUGAUGUUGUCGUUGGUAUGGACAGCUCAGCUCCUGGCGUGAGCGAGCGCGUGCGUGUAGCGUCCUCGCUCGCUCGCCCCGCCCGCUCGCUCGUCUCUCUCACCGCGUCCGGCGCAGCCGCCCGGGCGCGACUCAGUCUCAGGUCAAAAAAAAAAAAAACAAGGUUUUACUCUCCUCUCCGUACAUUCGCAUUAUCGUCCUCCGUUUGUCUCUCUCCUCUCUCUCUCUCUCUCUCUCUCUCUCCUCUCCGUUGCAGCGUUCUCACCAUUUCUCCUCUCCUCCCCCACCCCCCCCCCCCCCCCCCCGAUUAAACUCUUCUCUCAGCCCAAGCCCCAGUCCCCCCCCCCAGGGUUUUAUUCUGACAGCACCCAAGAAAAGGAGGAUCUGGUUGUGGUGCGCACAUUCUGCACACGUUCUGUUUCUGUGUCAGUGACUAGACUGCACUCUCGUUCUCUCGCAGUUAAACGUUAAGAAAAGAAGCUUUGGCUGGUUGAUCAUGAAUCAGGGGCUUUGAAGGCUGUUUCUGUGUCAGUAAAGUUGCAUUGUGGGUCCCCUCGUCCCCUCAUCCUCCCAUAACAUUUCCUAAGUUGGAUUUUUUCCCCCCAUAUCACUUUAUAUCAGUAUGUAUAAGUCUGUAAGAACAGCUCCGUGAUUGACUAUAAACUGAGCUAUUCUCAUAAGCAGAGUGGGGGCGGCAUUUUAUUCUUCAAACAUGUAUCUACCUCACUCUUUCGUGUGCAUAAGAAGUACAUCUCACAUCCCCCCCCCCCCCCCCUGUUAGCCCGUAAGAACUACAUUGCUGUUCUCUGUAUCAGCAGAAACCUCAACACUACCAACCACACACACUCCACACACUUGGGUUUGCGGGGAAGGGCGGAGUGUCUCCGUGCAGAUUAAGAACAGACCCUCGGCCCGCCCCGCUGUAAACUAUUCUUUGGCCAGCAGUCUGGAACUCAACGGACGGCGACACUCCUGUAGCUAUCGGGCGGUCGGCGUCACCCUGAAGCGUGGUGUGCGAUGGGUUACUUAUCUGGUGACCGAAAAGGAGACGCCCUACGCCUGUCCACGUCUCCAGCCGAACACCACCGCGCUCUUUCCCCUUCCGGUUCUGUCCCGACCUGGAGGCCCUCGCCGCUGGCUCACAGGGGUGUCUGCGCUCGCGGGUACGUAGGCGGGUUUAAAAACAAAGGCGCGUGUUAGGGAUAAGAAGGUCGGUGGAAGAGAGGUGGAGCGUUAAGGCGGAUGACGGGUCGUGUGUCAGACGGGUGGGUGGUGGUAGAGGUGUGGAGCCGGUGGUCGGCGUUGACCUCGGGGGUCAGUUACAGGCGGUGUUUCAAAGGCUGGAGCUGCAGAUACUGUGGGCAGGUGUAGCGUGUUGGCGUUAGCAUGUAGCUGCAUGCUUUUCACAGCUACAGUCUGUCUCAGAAACAGAGCAGCAGGAAUUGACAGGACAAAAGAAACGGAUUCUGGAAAAGGUUUCUGGACCGCUUACCCAUGUUCCUGAGGGGGGGGGGGGGCAGGGUGUUUCUAUGGAAAAGACCCCUCCCCCCCUCAUAUGACAGUCUAGUUGUGGGGAGAGAGCCAUUAAAGGAUUCAACAUGCUCCUCCCUCUCUUCCAACCAGUCUCUCGGCCUAAACUGCGUCUUAUCCAUCGUCCUUAAUAAAAAGAACCAUUCCAUUCGGCAGCCCUGCUCCCCGAGCGCGUGGGAGCUUCUCCCCCAAGGGCUCACGGCCCCUCUCCUUCAUCCUCCUCAUCCUCGUCAGUUCGGGAGGGGCGGGACGCGGAGAUGAUCAGUGUGCUGCUGGUUUAAUAAUGCUGCUGCUCACGUCAGUGCAGGCCGGUCCUGGCUGCUCCCUGCUCUCAGCAGAUUUUACACAAAACACUACGUUUCUUACUCCGUUUUGUUUUUUUUUUCCUUUUCCUUUUUUUGGGGGGGGGGGGGGUUUACAGUUGAAACUGAACCUUGAAGAGGGCAGCAAGAGCUUUGAUUGGGUAGAGCAAAAAAUUGGGGCAGGAAACACUGCCUGCAUUGUACAAACAGAGAGAGAGAGAUGGAGUGAAAGAGAUGGAUUACCUCCCUGUUUUUAAGUUGUACAGCAGGGACAGAAAGGACACAGAGCUCCUUUAAUGAAUUGGAGGUAACUGGGGAGGGGAGGGGGGUGGACAUGCCAGUUGGGGGAGGAUGGGCAGAAGAAAGAAAGGUUUGCGGUCCAAUUCUAAAGAGAACCGACCGUUUUGAACAAAGGCACUUAAGUACUCUUUAUUUCAUUUGAAGGAGGUGCAGGGACUGAAUUUUGACAGCAAUGGAAAUUGGGUUGGUAGAACGGCACAUUGCUGGAAACAACUGCUUUUUUUUCUCAUGUGUGGUACUUGUCCAAACUAAAAAAAAAAACUCAACAAAAACACAAAAAAAACAAAACAUUUUUUUAAGAACACCACCUGUUCACAAUUUUUCUAAGGCCUUGUGCUUGUGUUGCGUUUGUGUAUGGGCGUGAGUGUGUCACUUUUAGGUGUAGUGUAUCGAGUUUUAAUGUCUAAUAAAAAGAAAUAUAGAUAUCAUUGCUAUUUAUUUUCUUUUUUUACUCAUUCACGGUGAUGAAAUGGACAGAAAGCUGGCCUGCUGCAUAGCGAAUGUCAGUUUACAUUGAUUGCUGCCAGACUUCCUGCUACACAAUCACACACACCAACCCACGUAAGGACACCAGUGUCCAGGACAUUACGGGUAGUCGCGAAAGGAAGAAAAACUGAAUAGAACAAAAAAUGUGCAGAAUUUUUGGGCAAUUUUAGGAUUUAAAAUAGUGCUCGGUACAUUGCCAGCUCUUUGUAAACUUUGAGGUUGACUCAUACAGUUAAUCAUUUUUAUUAUUAUUAUUAUUAUUAUUAUUAUUAUUAUUACUGUUGAUUUUCUUCAGAAUGUUGUAUAUGCAAACCUCAGGUCUAGAUAAAUUAAUGCAUAAAAUCGCAAUAAUGAACAUGAGGUUUAUAGAUUUAAAUUUCCAGGCACUUGUUUCGCUUGGCAUUCCUUUAUGCUUGGGGGGCCUUGAUCUACUGAAACCGUUUUAAUUCAGUUGCAGUUUUUUUUUUUUCUUUUAUGUUCACAAAACUUUUAGCUCCGUAUCACUGAAUCAAAAUGAUUUGAUUUCAAGCAGUUUGUCUGGUACUGUGUCUCUUAAGUUCUGUAUCAGAAAUCUGUUUUUUUUUUGUCCCCCCCACCCCCCACCCCCAAAACACCUCUACUUCAUUUCUGUUCUGCUCUAUGUGUCUUUCUUGUUAUGUAUAUCUGAAUAAAGUUAAUGUAUUUUCUUUUCUUAAUUUUUGAAUAAAAAAACAUAAAGAAGCCUUGCAUUGAAGGUUGAUUUUUACAGGCACCUGUUAGUUGAAUAGAUUCCCAUCCUGUUUUUUUUCUAUUGGCUAGCUCAGUUGCAUCAUUACUCUGAUUGGACCGAUGCAUUGUGUCAUAAACCUCUGUGGAGUUGUACCACAGAUAUUACUAUAGACUAACCAGACUGACUCCCACAUUGCUUCUGCCUUCUUUUUUUCUUAAAAGCUGGAGGCUUUGGCAUUAUCUUAUGGUAUUACAAUUGGCUUAUGUGGGUGUUUUCUGUUGGAAAACAGGAUGGAAAUGGUACUUUCAAUGUGAAGAAUAUAGAUUCAACUAUCUGGUUCAUCUAUAGGAAUAUCUAUGGUUAUUCUACAGAUUCUGACUAACCAGAUAACCAGAUGGUCAGCUCCUGGAGUCCUUCCAUCUUCUCUGCUUCCCAAAUACAGGAGGGUUACCAGACAUUCCUAAUCCUGUAUUGUGAUUCACGAAUGUUAAUGAAGAGGCGUGUCCAAAGAUGGAACUGACCAUCUGGUUAGCCCAUAGAAUCUGUGGUUAUACGCCGUCUCACUGUAAUGCCUGUCUUGCUUGACACAGCAUUGUAGCGGUGUAGCCCUAGUUUUCCAAACGUGUAGCUGAAUAUCAAAACUGCACACCUAAACUUUUGGGAGGACAGGAGUUCCCAAAUCGGCAGCUGUAAAUCUGGGUAGCCAGGGUAACCAAUUAGCAAGUGUGCCAGAACAGGUGCCUGUUGAGGUCAAAGUUUUGUACAUACUGUAUUCUAAUAUGUUCGAUUGAGUUGAUAAAAUGAAAUGCACAAAGGAGCUGUAGGAUUAGAAGUAGCCGUUGGAGCAGGGCACUGGGGGUGAUGUUGGGAGGAAACGCACGUUGAGGUCAUCAGAUGCACUUAUUCAACGUUUCGUUAAGAGCCCAUCCCCCGAUCCCCAGCCCCCAUUGUCAUGGUGCCUCAAUAUCCAGGCCCUCUUCUGAUUUUAUAAAACAAAAAACGUUGUGUCUAAUCAUAUUUGGGCCUUUUCUUUCUCACACUACAGUGCUGUCAUCACAGAAAAGAAAGUAGUUUGUUUUUAAUACCUGAAAUCUGUCUGAAAUUUAUUCCACACCUUGACUGUUCUGUGAAACCCUCAAAUUUCACCACAGGAACACUGCUAAUAAGUUAGCGUUAUUAAAACCUAGCUUCCCAAAGAAUUUUAUCCCUGAAAUAAUAGCACUGUUUUUGCAUGUCAGGCUUAUUAGCAACUUUGAUAUUUUUUAAAUACCAGUUCUGAUAUAUCUGAGGUUUUGUUGAUAGGUUAUUUAAACAUACCAAUUCAGCACUUCGUGUUUCUCAGUUGUACCACUGGAAAGCGUUACAGAACUGAUUUUCUUUUCUUUCUUUUUGUUUUUUUACUUUUUUAUAAAGAGAAUAUGGCCAAUUUGUUACUAAAUUUGCUGUGUAUAAAUUAUUCAAAUUCCUGUGUUUAUAUUAAAUGAUUCAGUAGAUGCAGAAGGUUUUAAAUGUUUUUGUAUAUUCUGUUGUAUAUAUAUUCUGAUUCUUUACAUUACGGGGGAAAUAAACUAUUUUGAAAGGCUGAAAUAUUAGAAUAUAAGUUUCAUUUCUUUUCUAGUCUUUAAAUACCCAAAUCUAGGGUAAAUAAAAAUACUGUACACAA